CACGAAGCCCCAUCUAUGAUCGGUGUCAGGCUAUAAUCUGGCCGUUGGGUUGGGGAACCAGAACAACCUUGGCCCAGAUAAUGAAUGACUGAAGAAGCAAACAAAUUGCCAUAAAAAACACCUACAUACAAUAACCACAAAAAACGUCUAUGGACACGUGAAAAAGGGAAAAAAAAAGAACAAAAAGAGUAUCGGCGAUGGAGGAAACGUCAGCGGUGAUUCCAUCGUCGACGGCGCCAGAGAACGCGGCACCGGCGGCGCGGCGGGAGGUUUUCCUCCGAGAGGUGAAAGAGGUGAAUCACAUAGCUCUGCCGAUGAUAGUGGUCACGGUGUCCCAGUAUCUGCUCCGCACUUCUCCAAUGCUAAUGUUGGGACACCUCGGGGAGCUGCCCCUCUCCUCCGCCUCCAUCGCCACCUCCCUCUGCAGCGUCACCGGCUACAGUCUUCUUUAUGGAAUGUCGAGCGCGUUGGAGAUGUUGUGUGGGCAGGCUUACGGAGCAAGACAGUAUCGAAAACUAGGGACGUUCACAUUGGGCUCCAUUCUAUGCCUCUUCCUCGUCUGCAUUCCGGUCUCCAUCCUCUGGUUGUUCACCAAAAACUUGUUGAUCUUGAUAGGACAAGACCACGCCAUAGCCGUAGAGGCAGGGAAGUACGCCACCUGGCUCAUACCCACUCUCUUUCCAUAUGCCAUUCUCCAGUCCCUCGUUCGAUACCUUCAGGUGCAGAGCAUGAUUGUUCCCAUGAUGUGGAGCUCCGUGGCUUCUCUGUGCUUCCACUUGCCUGUGUGUUGGGCUUUUGUGUUCAGGCUAAACUUGGGGAUUGCCGGAGCUGCACUGUCAAUCGGUCUUUCCUAUUGGUUGAAUGUGAUUUUGAUUCUGGCGUACGCCAAGGAGUCGUCGACCUGUGAGAGAAGCCGCCCUGCUUUCUCCAGGGAUGUUUAUUCCACGAUGGGUGACUUCUUUCGCUUCGCCAUUCCCUCUGCUGUAAUGGUCUGUCUGGAAUGGUGGUCGUUUGAGCUGAUCGUAUUGUUAUCUGGAAUUUUGCCAAACCCGAAACUAGAGACCUCGGUGUUGUCAAUAUGCUUUACAACCACAUCGGUACACUACCACAUUCCAUACUCCUUCGCUACUGCUGCAAGCGUUCGAAUUUCAAAUGCCCUCGGAGGUGAUAAGCCCGAGGCAGCGAAAUUGGCACUCUUGGCAGUAGUGGUUCUAUCUGCCGCGGAGUUUGUCCUCGCGAGUGGGGCCCUCUUUUCCCUACGGAGCGUGUGGGGGUACGUGUUCAGCUAUGAGGAAGAAGUGAGGGGGUACGUGGAAGAGAUGGUCCCUCUGCUGUGCCUAUCCAUCAUGUUGGAUGGCACGCAAGCUGUGCUCUCUGGGGUUGCUAGGGGCAGCGGGUGGCAAAGUUUAGGGGCAUACGUGAACCUCGGGUCAUAUUACUUGGUUGGGGUCCCUAUGGCUCUGCUGCUUGGUUUUGUUUUUGACCUGAAAGGGCAGGGCCUGUGGGGCGGAUUGGUCGCCGGGUCUUUGGUUCAGUCCACCGCUUUUUCCCUCAUCACAGCCUUCACUAAUUGGGAGAAACAGGCAAUGGAAGCAAGACAAAGGCUAUUUGAUGAGAAAAUGCAACUGCCUCUUCUUCAAUGAAUGAAAUGGUAAUACUUCAUUCAUUCCAAAAUAAAUUUCGUUAUAUUAUUCACAAAAUCGAACUAUAUCGUUUACAUAGUCGAACAAUGUCGCAUUUUCACCCACACAAAAAAGAAAAACACAAACAAAACAGUAUGUGCUUUGCGUGCCACAAGUACAAUUGUAUGAUUUUUUGUCGGCAAAUCUGGUUAGGGGGACAUGGGUUUAUUGGGGUAUAGUUCCAUGGAGGGCACAACCGACUUGUAAAUCUCAUAUAUCAACCUGUUUUCGAACUCUGUCUUGGUAUACCCCAUCUUUGACGAACGGCGGUCGGCCUUGUUCUCGCCGGUCAACCUUUCCCGGCGGGAGGUUUGACUCCCGCCGGCGAAACUGAGCAUCAUCUUGAGCCUCGUCCAGAGCCUCACCGGCGGCGACAGGACCCUCCUCCACUGCAGCCUCGGCGGCCUGGAGCCAAACCUCGUAACUCUCAAAUUCUUCUUCCUGGCUCCGUCCACGCGCCUGUAAGCUCUCCUCCGCCACGCCCUCCUAAUCCGGCCGCCGCUCGAUUUGAACGGACUCAAAAGCGCCUCCAUGUAUUUCUUUACGUGCAAUACAAUAUAUACAAGAAUCUGUG
Messenger RNA from Cuscuta campestris, 2256 nucleotides. NCBI's taxonomy places the organism in Eukaryota, Viridiplantae, Streptophyta, Magnoliopsida, Solanales, Convolvulaceae. The record is from the annotation of a GenBank genome assembly.